Histoplasma capsulatum G186AR is the source of this 351-nucleotide messenger RNA. RefSeq lists its product as uncharacterized. The record is from RefSeq and is a predicted model, not a curated record. The transcript is spliced from 3 exons. The coding region runs from base 1 to 351 and encodes 116 amino acids. Lineage: Eukaryota; Fungi; Ascomycota; Eurotiomycetes; Onygenales; Ajellomycetaceae.
AUGGUCCAACAUGAUCCAACAUCAUCCAACGUGAUCCAACACGCAAGAGACGCGCAGGUUGUGGGUCCCAAGUGCGGGAAGACACUGGCAGGGGCAGGCAAGGGCAGGCAUGCACUAUCCGCCGAUCAGGCCGAUCAGGUUUCAAGGUCUGGUUGUCUGGUUACUGGCAAACCGGGUUGGGAUGUGUUGUGUUUCUCUGCGGACUCCGUGUCGGGACUAGGCAGCGGGGAUCGCGGGUUGGUGGGGAAAAGAGAUGAUACAUAUACUCGUGAGCCAAGGGCGGCCAAGGCCCUAGGUGGAUUUGCCUGUGUUCAAACACAUGUUCCUAUGGUGUUCAGCCAAGGCCUCUGA